AUGAAAAGAGCCGCUUUUGUUUUGGAGAAUAUUCAUCUUGCAAAAAGCAUAUCCUACGAAAGAGUACCAGAAAACCGCGAUUAUGACAUCACCAUUUGUGAAAAGCAGAAUAAUCGAUUUCAUUGCUUCAAAACAAUGCCUAGUAGAUUCAGCAAGAAUAGAAAGGCCAGAGGUCAUGUUAGUGCCGGACACGGACGUAUUGGAAAGCAUCGUUGCCAUCCUUCUGGACGUGGUAAGGCCGGAGGUCUUCACCAUCUGCGUAUCCUUUUCGAUAAGUUCCACCCUGGAUACUUCGGAAAGGUCGGUAUGAGACACUUCCACUUGAAGCGUAACACCGAAUACUGCCCUACUAUCAAUGUGGACGAGCUGUGGCAUCUGCUCCCCGAAGAGGCUCAGCAGCAGGCCAUGAAGGACACCACCAAGGCUCCUGUGAUUGAUCUGAAGGCUCACGGAGUGUUCAAGCUCCUCGGCAGAGGUCGCAUUGAAAGACCGAUUGUGGUGAAGGCCAAGUUCGUCAGCAGCAUUGCUGAGAAGAAGAUCAAGGCUGCUGGAGGUGCCUGCAUUCUCACGGCUUAAUUGAAAUCGAUUUCUUU
This is a messenger RNA of Blastocystis hominis, 593 nucleotides long. RefSeq lists its product as hypothetical. The record is from RefSeq and is a predicted model, not a curated record. The coding region runs from base 1 to 576 and encodes 191 amino acids. Lineage: Eukaryota; Bigyra; Opalinata; Blastocystidae. Gene Ontology annotation, biological process: translation. Gene Ontology annotation, cellular component: cytosolic large ribosomal subunit; ribosome. The transcript is spliced from 5 exons. Gene Ontology annotation, molecular function: structural constituent of ribosome.